Molecule: messenger RNA, 4713 nt
Organism: Plasmodium coatneyi
Lineage: Eukaryota; Apicomplexa; Aconoidasida; Haemosporida; Plasmodiidae
Exons: 4
Coding region: 1-4713 (1570 amino acids)
Source: RefSeq, a predicted model, not a curated record
AUGAUUAUGAUACGCACGGUGAUCGAACGGAUCGUGUUCGUGGCGAUGCUGAUUGGAUCUUGUUACUUUUUCCUGGAUUUCAUGCGAAUACACGAUGUGUCCAUUCGUUAUUCAAGUUUGCUGGCACUGCUCCUGAUUUAUGUCUUGUCGUACUUUCUGGCCAUUCUGCCGGAAAUAACCAACUCGAUAAGGUAUACCCUAUUUUACAAAACGAGGAAGAGGAAAAUUUACUCAUAUUCCUUGAAGAAGGAAGAUUCACUGAGAAGGAAAAGCAAUGACAAGGAAUUAAAGAUCGACCAUUUGGUGGACACCAAUUUUUUGUAUAUGAAUCAGGACCAUUUUGAGAAGGUGAACUUUGGCCAUGGGUACUUUCGGGGGGGAAGACGAUCAUCCGGCGGGGGAACCGACACGAUUUACAGUGGCAAGGGUGAAUCCAGUGCAGAGGGAUCCUCCUCAGGGGGAAAUACCCCCAUGGAGGGAAGUACCCCCUUGGGGGGAAGUGUGCCCAACGUGGAUGGUGAAGAAAACCCCCCAAUGCAAUGGCAGGGAAAAAGAACCCGAGGAGAGAAAAAACGCAAGUACAGCAAAAACGAAAUAAACGACUACGUGUUGAAGAAGACGGGAAGUAACAAGAAGUAUAUUAUAGACAGCUGUGAGGAGCUUGAAAAGAUCUGCCAUAACGACCAGAGGAAAACGCUUAAGAUGAAGGACCGGAUUAUAAAGUACAUUGAGUUGAACGACUCAGAGGAGGAACGGGACAACUUCGGUCGUGCCAACGUACAUGGGGAUAACAUGUAUAGAGGGCCGUACCAAUUCGUGCCCCACGGUGGGGGGUCCCGCUUGAGUGAAGAAAGGCACAGCACGCUGGAAUACCCAACGAAGAAGAAUCAGAAGGAAGAAAAGCACUUGGGGUCGUUCAUCUACGACACGAAAUAUCUGAACAUCCAAAAUGAGGAAUGCACGGAGGAAAGCAUUAAAUUCCAGAAGAACAAAAAGAAGUACAUGUGUUUUAUGGUGAAUAAUCUGUUGCAUAGAAAGGGAGAAAUGAACAGGUGGAAGACGAGUUACCUCCAAGGACUGAGGUCAAACACGAACAAAUACACGCUGCACAGUUUUUACGACCGAAAUAAGCACGUGCAAAAGGAUACGGACUUUUCCAGGUGGCAUAAUUUACUCCUCAAAUUUAUAAUUAAUGUAAAAGUGGUGUUCGUAAAAUUUUGCAAAAACACCUCAUUCAUUAUCUCGGACCUGCUGAUAACGUUCAUGUUGCACGUGGCUUGGCUAAACGUUUACAACUACCUACGAAGGAAUGACGUAUCCACCGAUACGGGCAUGUUUAAUUGGAAUACGGAAUACAUCCCUCCCUUCUUCACGAAGAUCGAGGCGUACAUACAGUACUUUAUCCUCUACGAUAUAUGUGUAAAGUUCUUCCUCUUCUUCUGCGCAAAGCAUAUUUUAAGCUUUUGGUUUUUACUAAACCUGUUGAAUAGCCCAUUUUUGUACCUCAUAGUUUCAUACGUAACGAAACGUCCGUUUAGGAAACAUGGGUGGCUCUACCUGACUUGUCCAUUUCGCUUCCUCAAUUUUUUACGAAUAGAAAAUCUGAUUGGCCAGAGUAACAACCACAAUAAGAUAAACUUUCCAGUUAUUACGUUGUCUGUUCAAAUAUUAGUUGUUAUUUAUACCUAUGCUUGUAUCCACCUUUUAAUUGAGCAGCCAUGUAGGGGGGAUUACCAAAUAUAUGAUUACAUUUUUUCCGGCAUGCAAACGGUCUCCACAGCAGCCAUGGGAAGGGGGACCUGCUUCCCAUUCUCUCUGCAGUCGAAAAUUACGCAUACGUUUUACAUUUUCAUGGUUUUCACCUAUAUACACUACAAGAUAAGGUACCUGAAGAACCAUAUGGUGGAGGAGAAAAAGAUAUACGGCAAAAUUCCAAACAUUGGUGCUAGGUACUUUGUAAUAAUAGGACACAUGAAGCCGAUCGCUCUCUAUGUGAUCAUUAAUGAGUUACAAUCCACGUAUAACAAUUUGGAUGAAAUAAUUUUUUUAACAAGUCUUCCAGUGAAAUUUUACUUAAAUAUAAUUCGCCUGCUGAAUAGGAGGGGGUACUGCCAAAUCAGCCUUUGCCUGUACGAUCUGAACAAGCCAUUCCCGCUGAAGAUUAAAAAAAUUAUUUCCUUCUCCAGUGGGAUCUUCAUAUGCAACAAUGUGAUGAACACACACCACAAUAUAAACAACGACAUGGAGACCCUAAAACGGUACAACGAAAUUAAUUCCCUCGGACCUUUUAAUAAAUGCAUUUCCGUCUUCCUGAACAAUAUGUGUAAUAAUAGCAUUUUACUCAAGCGCAGCAAUCGCAAUAUUAUUUGCCUGAACGAACUGAAAAUGAAGCUUUUUGCUAAAACGUUGGAUGACUGCCCUGGGAUGUUUCUCCUCACUAUUCUAUUCUUCAUAAACACGCCACAGAAAUUGAAGUCUAAACAUACUUACAUUUUGAGCAAAUAUUUUGACAACCUGGAGGAGGAGGUCAACCCGGAGACCCCCCCUUUUGGUUCGUCCACGGAGGGGGGCGCCAGCGAUCGGGAGGAGAACCACGUGGGUAGUGCCUCCACCCAUCCUAGUGCAUGCAAAGGGGGGGACCGCUACAGGGGAGGUCGAUCAUACAGAACGAACACACACAACAAAACAUACACACGGAGUAGAUUCCCCUCCAGGUGGCUAAACCUGUUCAGCGGAAAGAAAGGCCAGCGCUCCUCCCCCGAAAGCAACCACCCCAACGGUAAACAAUCUCGCGAAAGCAAUUUCUACAAAAUUGACCUCCACACGGGGGAUGCAACUGAGCAGAAUCCACACUGCAGGAAGAGAAGCAGCAGGCCGUCCGGGUCGAUUCUGAAAAGGGUGAAGAGCAUCACCGAAAGAGGGACAAAAAAGAAAGUGCCAUUCCGAAGCUUCCUAUCCUACGAUUUCGAUGAAAACAUGUGCUACAAUUCGUACAAUAAUUACCUGCAUUAUAUAAAGGGAAUAAAAUACAACAUAUAUAGAAUAAAGUUGCCGGAAAGUUUUCUCAAUUUGCAUUUUAUCACCAUAGUCCAGUAUAUGUUCAUGAAUUACAACGCCUUCCUCAUAGGCAUCAUAAAUGAGUACGGCGAGGUGAUCCUGAACCCUGUUCAUUUUGUCUACAUCUGUCUAGACGUGCAGUUUAUUCUGCUGACAGAUAAGUAUAACAUUCUACAGAAGAUACAAAGCCAAAAGAAGGUACAACUGGACUGGCUUAACUGUAUAGAUUGCGUGAAGAUUAAAAAGAGUGACGCCUCAAACGGGGGGAAGCACAAGAACGGGUCACCACCAACUGCUGGUCACCACUACUACAGUGAGAUGAACAAGCUGAAAGACCAACCUGGGGUUUACUUCAACCCUGUGUUGAGUAUCCUUCGUGUAGACAAUUAUCUGCAGGCUUUGCAGUUCUUCCGCAUCAGGCGGGAGGGGCAGGACAACCACACACACGACGAACCGAGCAGAGAAGCUAACCCCCUCCACGAUGACUUCAUCAUCCUGAUCUACUGGCCUCAAUCUAUUAACACCUUCCUGAAAGUGCUUCACAAACGAAAACGACACAACAUCCUCAUCCUGAGCGAUCAAAUUCCGUCCUACAUCCACAACAAUAAGUUGGCCAAGUACAGUAUCUGCUACAUACAAAAGUCGCCCCUAUCCCUGUACAAUUUAAUCCUUGCAGGAAUCCUGCGUUGCAAAAAAUGCGUAAUUUUUAAAAAUUAUUUAAAGUUAAAUUCGCAUCAUAAUAUUAUAUCAUAUAAUGAGAAGGCCAAAAAUAUCAACUACUUUGAAUACAUGUGUGAACACAACGACAGUGACCUUCUCAUCAUUUUUAACAACAUACAAAAUAUUUUCCGGAGGAGGGACGUCAACGAUGCGUUGGUGGAUUACUACAUACGCGAGGAAAGUAAGCAAUCCAAACCGUACGAUAAUUAUUUACUACAGAAAAAAGCCACAAAAAAAAGGAACAUUCAAAAUGGGUAUGACGGACAAGGAAACAGCAACACGAUUAAUGUCCAAGAAAUGAAAAAUAUAGACCAAUUAAGUAACAAGCCCCUAAAUGAGAAGAAUAAAAAAACGAGGAAAAAUGUUUACCUCCUGAUAGAGCUAAAUAACACACUUUCCAUCCAGUACUUAAACAACGACGCGCACAAUUUGCUCUUCAUCGAAAAUUACAAAAAGCAAAUACAAUUUUUUAAAUACGGGAAUUUGCUUGUGGAAAAUAUUUACAAAAAAAUUGAGCACAUUUUUGUAGACAAUUAUUAUUUCUAUUUGUACUUUUUACAAUUCACCUCCGCCAGUGUCUUCAUCGAUGAACUGAUUUAUCACCUCAUUGGCUACACCUUCCCGAUCAAGAACAACUCCCUCGGUAUUGGCACCAUUGAAGCGUUUAUAAAUGGGACGUAUACGGACAGCUCCAAGAGGAUAAAGUCCGACUUGCUCCUCAGGCGCAUAAACCCCAAGUACCACUCCAGGAACUUCUUCUUCCUCUUCCAGAAGUACCUCAAGAAGGGCUCCAUCAUCAUCGGCAUUUACCGCUGCAACGAGGAGAACAACAUGAGCAUCGUCAUCCCCUGCCCCCAGCGAAACUUCAUCAUGCACAAAUCGGACAAGGUCUAUGUCAUCGAAAGCGAGUACAGAGCCAAGGAAGGAACCCCCUAA